Messenger RNA from Procambarus clarkii (red swamp crayfish), 1158 nucleotides. The record is from RefSeq and is a predicted model, not a curated record. NCBI's taxonomy places the organism in Eukaryota, Metazoa, Arthropoda, Malacostraca, Decapoda, Cambaridae.
AUGACAGCUGUCUCAGCAAAAAUCAUCGCCAACAACAACGACACUCGCUCCACCUUGAAAGUGACCUUCACUACAGCUGCCGCAGCGGACCAGGCCACCACCUGGUGGCCUGCUGGACGGGCUUCCGCAACUGCUCGUGCUCAGUCACCAUUCAACAUGCAAGCCGCCAUUUUCCCGGAGCUCCCGGGAGAAGGAGUAGCCGCCCACCAACGUACCAACCAAUGGGGACCCGGCAUGCAGUCCGGCAGCCAACCAGCUAACCAAUCACAGACCCAGCCUCCACCUCCACCACCAGGCUCCUCCCAUUCGUCGACUCAGACUUCGCCACGGCAGUUGCCGGUUACUGUCACCGACCUUAGCACUGCACAUGAAACCUGCUAUCACGAAACUAUUGCUGCUGACCCUACACCAGACCCAGUAGAGGCUAUUAGUCUCUCCACACAAGACAACGACCCUCCUGCUCCUGUUUAUGCGUCUUACAAUUGCCCUAGAGACCUGAAAUUUAAUAUUUCUCAGAAACGUGUCGCAGCUCGGGAGUGGAACAUCGACUACGAAAACGGACUGAACGAUGACGGAACCCGCAGAGAGUUUUGGUACGUUGAUGCUGACACAAAAGAAAUUCAAGAACGAACGGGCAAUGAACCUUCAACCCAGCAGAGUCACCCAGCACCUCUUCAUACCAAACCCGACCCUUCAAACCCAUUGUCGGAUGAUGCUCCAGCUCCUGGUCCGGCCUCGGACAUUGCUGUGAACGAUACUGAACCUACUGCAGCUGCAACAUCUGCUCCUGACAUGGUAGCAACCCAGAAGCCGACGACUUCUCAUCCACCAUCUCCUGUUACAUCUCCACCCACAGUACAUACAUCCACUGAACCUUCUACAUCUGCAAUAAGUCCUACUGCUGCUACUAAACCAUCAGGAACAUUACAUCCAAGACCCACAUCUCCUGGUAUGUACUCAUCUGACUCAUCAGAUGAGGAUGUCUCUGUGGGAACGACAUCUCCACCUUCACAGAAAUACAACUAUUCAUCUGCCGAUUUUCUUUAUGACUCUAUUGAUCCCACAGCAAUGUCAACACGAAGUCGGACCGCCAAGAAAGACAAGCCGAAAACAAAGACCAAAGAUCAGAGCUUGCUCCCACCAUCAAGAAAGAAGUAA